AUGAUGCGAGGCCAAGGAGUGGGCAAGUUUGGGAAACGGGUGUCCAUUCGGAUCCAUUCGCACGGAUCCGGCACUGCCGGCUCGAUUUAUCGCCGGGAAUCGGCGAAUAAUGCGACUGCCAGACAGGUAUGGUUGACAUGGACGUUUUAAAUAAUUUAUUUCUAUUUUUCUCACGUCAUACUAUUUUAUCCAUAUGAUUUUUUGAUUUUCAAAGCAAUUUUUUGGUCACACCACGAAAACCUGAAAAUCUUGGCAUUGUGUUUUAACGGCUGAAAAUGGCAGAUAGUGCAUGGGGUGUUAUUGCUAUAUUUUUUAGAUAGUUUUUUGUUUAAUAUUUAGGGUGUUAUUGACAGUAAUAGUAACUUUAAUUUAUUAUAUUGCUAACAGGGGAAGUACUCCAAGUGCGACGCUCAGAUUUUCUUAAAAUUUUGCACACACGUCGGGUAUGGACUAAAUAUCAAUUCCUGAAAGUUUUAGCUCGCGCUUUGCGGGCGCCUCCGAGAUAUCGAGCGAUUUUUGCCGCCGAGAGGGCACGCUAAACGUGGAAAGCGGUCAGAGAGAAAAACGUUUUUUGGCCAUAACUUUGGCAGUUUCGUGCGGAAAAAUUUUAUUUUUUGUAGAAACAUUAUCAUUUACGGUUGAAAUAGACAUGAAACUUUUCGUGCCGAAAUUCGGCAAAAAGUCCUAAAUUUUGGCCGACUUUCGAUCUAAAAAUCUCGGUUGUUUCUGCAAAGCGCGACCUAUGAUUCUCGCGUAUAUCUUAGACAAAAUUAUUCUAAAUUUGUGCCAAGUUUCAUCCAAAUCUGAGCGUCGCACUUGGAGUACUUCCCCUGUAAGCGAUAAAGUUCGCGCGAGGUCAAUUUUAGCGUUGAUCAACUUUUUUGAAGUUGAUCUUGGAGGUCUGAAAAAUAAACUUUUGUCGCGACACCUAUUUGUUAUGUCUUAGAAACUCAAGAAACAUCAUUCUAAUCUAAAAUAAAAUUAGUAAACCUUUGAAAUAUUGAGCCCAAAGGGGCUCACAUGUGUAGGGUUUGGGUCAACUUGCGAUUGAUCUUUCACCCCUAAACCCCCAAAAUUGCGCAGCUAAUUCUUACAUAUUUUUAAUCAGCAUGAUUUAACAUGUUUUUUGUGACAUGCCGGUCUAAAAGCAACUCUUAUAAAAGUGCCUUGUUAAGUUUUCUACUUUUACAAACAAAAAUAGCUCAUGACUACUCAGCCCAAGGCGGGGUCUGUCAAGCAUUCCAAAACAUAUGUCAUGCUCCCGCAUUCCUGUUUCCCCUCCGUUUUUAAUGGCUCCGAGCCCAUAACCUUGUUUAAACCUCGGCCAGAAUCGGCAUAACUACUCCCCGAAAACGCUCAUUUGUUUAUCCUAAUUGUCCGCGGCCAAAGUUUGUUUUGGUUCUUUCCGAAAAAAGUUUGGCCUUAUGAACAUCGCAGUCGAUUUGGUUCUGAGCAAACAUGCCGAGCAUGAACAGGUAAACCGAUUUUUUUUGUCUUAUCUCAUCUUCUGUGACAAAUGUGUAAUGAUAAUGGCUUACUUGUCAUUCAACAUAGGCUAGAAUCUCAGCAAAACAAAACUGUUUUAAAAUACGGUAUCUUCUUGUGGACGAUGAAUUUUUUAUUUUUGAUUACCACGACUAAUAUCAGUCUGUCGGUAAACUAGUGAGCGCUCUUUCAUAUCGAAAAUGAUGCCGAGAAAAUGAAUUUUGUCGCGGAAAAGUCAAAUUGAAUUUCAGUUUAGCGACACGAUUGGCGCAACGACAUUGCGAAUCAUUGUUCUAACAAAAUUGGGCAUCAGACUCAAAGCGUAACUAUAUAGUCGUAGUUCACAGGUUAAUAUCAGAGUUUUAAAACACGGCCAUGUGAGGACUUGCGUUAAAAAAAACAAAACUUUUAAAGUCGCAACUUACAUUUUAAAAGUUCAAGCAGCUUACUCAAUUUUCUUUAUACGGGUGCCUAAAGAUAAACAUCAAUGUUUCUUUCAAGAUAUGCAAGAGCAAUUCGUUUGUGCCACUUAUGAAUUAUUGUUGAUUUAAGCUUGAAAUAUGCAGUGACAGCCGAGAUAUUCAACGAUUUUUGCAGACAAGAGAUAAUGCAAAAUAACAAGAGAAACUCGAGAGAAAAAUUUUUCCUAUUAUAAGUUUGUGUAUGCCUCAUGAGGCAAUUUGAUUUUUUUUUGAGACUUUAUUGUCCGACUAGUCUAUUUGCAAAGUCGCAGGAGUGAUUUUGAGACAUGCACUGUAAGAAAACAAAAGCUUACGUUGCACCGUGCAAUUUCUUGUUUUUUGCACCGUGCAAUAGUUUUUUUUCGGUAUGUUGCUCUCAUCCUAUCUAUUUCUGAACAGUGUAAACGUCAAAAAUCCUGCAUAUGUUUUAAAAAAUUGCAAUCUUUGUCUGUGCCAAAAUUCAUAUAUCUUUUCGACCAUUUUUUUACUAAUUUGUACAACUACAAAACUCCUUGAAUUUUCAAAAAUCAAAAAGUUUCUUACAAGAAAAUCAUAUAAAAUAUAGUAGAUUUCUUGCACUUACUUCCAACCCAAAGCCAACCUCUAACCCGCUUAACACUCAAUCCUUUUUUGCUUUCGGAAAUUCGAAGCCAACGACUCUAGGUUUGCGCUUUUAAUGCAUGAGAUUUCCAUCAAAAUCUCGUCUAUUUUUGAGGGGUUCGCUCUUUGGGCGAUUACUUAAUUACGCUCAUUUGAACUGCCCUUUUCAUCAAAAAAAAAGAAGAAGAUGGGUUCGACUUUUGGCUUCUAGGGUUUGCUUAUAAAGAGGAUUCAUGGAGAGGUUUCGAAUGGCCGCAAACCAGGUCCGGCAUUUGUGCAAAAAGGUAAAAUACGCGUAGUUACGGAAUGAUAAUUCUUGUUGUGAAAGUAAGAUCCAUUUUGUUGGUUUUAUUUUAAUUUUAAAAAGGUAAAAAUUGGGAUUUUUUGAGGCAAUAAGAUUUUGGGGAAUUGUGUUAUAUUUUUCAGAUGUUCGUGAAACUCGGCGGAAUUUAAGAUGAGAAUUUGCUAAGGUAUAUGCAAGAUUUUAGCUUGCGUUUUUACCAUCAAGAUAUUUGGGCUCAAAUUUGCAAAAAAAAUUUAUUUUUUUUUUGCACAUGGGUAAAAUACGUCACUUAACCACAAAUUUAGAAUAAUUUUUUAUAAGUUAUAUGCGAGAAUCCUAGCUCGCGCUUUGCAGAAACAACCGAGAUUUUUAGAUCGAAAGUCGGAAAAAUUUAGGACUUUUCGUCGAAUUUCGGCACCAAAAAUUUCAUGCCUAUUUCAAGCGUAAAGGAUAAUUUUUCUACAAAAAAUCUAAUUUUUACGUGCGAAACUGCCAAAGUUAUGGCCAAAAAGCGCUUUUCUCUCUGACCGCUCUCCACGUUUAGUGUGCUUUCUCGGCGGUAAAAAUCGUUGAAUAUCUCGGCGCCGCCUGCAAAGCGCGAGCUAAAAUUUUCAGAAAUUGAUACUUAGUUCAUGACCGACGUGUGUGCAAAAUUUAAGGAAAAUCUGAGCGUCGCACUUGGAGUACUUCCCUUGUUAGUAAAUACUAUUUUUUCGUUCGUAUUUUACAAAUUAAAACUGGAUCUUUGCUCUCCAGUCUUGGCCGAAAAUUCCUCCAAAUCCCAUUCGCUGCGGGCAUAAUGACCGCCGCACACACCAGUCGGGCAUUAUUGUUAUGUGAUCCAGACAUUGGCCUCCCCCCUUUUUUUCAUUCAUUGCGGUAAACGUUUCCUUUUUGCUGCCGAUUACAAAUUUAUGGAAGGAAAAGUUUUCGGUUCCGCCAUCCGACCAAACGCUUUUCCUUCGCGAAGAUUUGCGGCCAUGUCGGUGCGGAUAACAGCGCCUCAACAACAACUUAAGCACGAAGUAAGGGGGAUCGUUUCUUUCCCGGUUUUUGGUCGGUCUUGUUUUUGAUCUGCGGCCAAAACGGUUUCCUGGCGGGGCCGGGAAAUUUGUCAUAAGCGAAAAAAACGACAAAAACUUGUCUGGAUUUUUGCAUUGUGCAAUAGAAUUCUCGCAUUUCUUUUUGGUCAUAGUAAAAAUAAAAAUAUUUUCAAAUUUUUUUUGCACUUUGCAGUCAUUUCUCAAAUUUCUUUUUGAACAUUUGAACUGCAACGAUUUUCAAAGAACAAUCAUCGCACGGUGCAGAAGUAUUUUCUAAUUUUUUGCACAGUGCAGUUAUUUGUUGUAGUUCAUCUUUUUGGACAAUACAGAAAACUUAAUUGUGGUUUUCCGCAAAGCGCAGUAGCAAUUUUUCAACCAUAGUUUUCUGCACCAUGCAGGAAUUUUUCUCGGAUUUUUUUGCCUUGCACAGUGCAGAAAUAUUUUUUAAUGUUUCGCACGGUGCAGUCAUUUUUCGAAUUUCGUCUUUUUACACAGUGCACAAGUACUUUAAAGUUUUUUUCCACAGUGUAGUAUUCUUUAGAAUUUUUUUUUGCACGGUGCAAACCAAAUUUUCAAAAUCGCACUGUAGUUUUUCAAAUUUCAUCUUCUUGCACAGCGCAGAAAACUUAAUUGAAGUUUUCCGCACAGUGCAAUGACAAUGUUUCAUUCAUUGUUCUCUGCAUCGUGCAGAAACUUCUUCGGAUCUUUUUGUCUUGCACAGUGCAGAAGUAUUUUUUUAAGUUUCUCGCACGGUGCAGUCAUUUUUCGAAUUUCGUCUUUUUCACUGUGCAGAAAACUUAAUUGAAGUUUUCCGCAUAGUGCGAUGACAAUGUUUCAAUCAUUGUUUUCUGCACCGCGCAGGAAAUUUCAGUGGUUUUUUUGCCCUGCAUGGUGCAAAAUUUUUUUUUUAUUUUUGCACUGUGCAGUCACUUUUCGAAAGUUCAUCUCUUUAUUCACAGUGCAGAAAUCUUGAUUGAAGUUUUCUACAUAGUGCAGUGAGUAAUCUUUCAAUCAUAGUUCUCUUCACCGUUCAAUUUUUUUUGGAUAUUUUUUUGUCUUGCACGGUGCAAAGGUAUUUCUCAAGUUCUCGCACGCUGCGGUCUCUCGAAUUCUUUCUUGCACGGUGCAAAAAAAAUUUUCAAAAUUUUCCUGCACUAUGCAAUAAUUUUUGAAUUUUAUCCUCUGGCACAUUGCAGAAAUCGCAACUAAAGUUUUUUCGCACAGUGCGGUUACAAUAUUUCAUUCAUAGUUCUCUGCACCGUGCAAAUUUUUUCGGAUUUUUUUCUCUUGCACGGUGCAGAGAGCUAAAUGCUAUAAAUCAAAAUAUUAGGGUUUAAAAACACUUCUAUAAAUUUUCUAGGGCGUUUCUUUUCUUUUGGUCUUCUAAAUUUCUAAAUCACCUUUGUUCUUCAACCACCAUUUUCUCACUAAUAGCGAAAUUUUCUUUAGCGGCAUAUGAUUUAUGUCUUUUCAUAGGUGUGUCUUGACUAUUAUCGGAUUUGCUAAGUAACUCUUUUGUUGCUACAAAAAGAAUUUUAAAGGGAAAAAAUGCAAAUUGGGGUUUUUGAAAGGGUUUUUUAGGUAUGGGGUACUGUAACUUUUCAAAAAAAAUUUUUUUCAACGAUUACACUGAGCAAAUCCAUCGUAUUUUACUUCUAGGUUUUUAAAAUGGACAAAACUUUUUUGAAAAAAAAACAUAAGCUUGAAAAAAAGAAAAAUUGUUUUAGGUUUACAAUUUUGAUUCCCAACUCUAUUUUUGAUAGUCUUGCUCUAAUUUGUAACUAAAAAAGCUUUUAUUUUAAGUCGUGGAUGGACUCCGAACAUCGGGUGAUCCUGAACGUGGGCGGCGUUCGCCAUGAGACUUAUCAGCAUGUGCUCAAGAAGAUCCCAGCCACGCGGUUGUCAAGGCAGGUUUCACAUUCAUCACAGGAAUACAGUAGCAUAAAGCACAACGUAUUUUAAAAUUAUUGUUUCAGGCUAACGCCAAAUUUGGCAAAUUAUGACCCAGUUCUCAACGAGUAUUUUUUCGACCGGCAUCCGGGUAAGGUUUGCAGAGUUUUUUGAUUGAAAAUAGCAAAGAAACGGACUUAUCUUUUUGCUAGGCUUAAAAAAAUUUUUUUGAAAAGGAGGUUUCAAGAAAUUUUUUUUUGCGUUGUGCAAGAGAAACAAAUAGGCUAAAAAUUGCUUCGCACGGUGCAGUCCCAAAAGUAAGCUAGAAAUCGCUUCACACAGUGCAGUCCAAAAAAUAGGCUAAAAAUUGCAUCGCACAGUGCAGCCCAAAAAAUUGCUGAGAAAUUGCUUUGCAAGGUGCAGUCAAAAAAUAGGCUGAAAAUUGCUUCGCACGGUUCAAUUCAAAAAAUUGCUUAGAAAUCGCAUUGCAAGGUGCAGUCAAAAAAUAGGCUAAAAAUUGCAUCGCACAGUGCAGUCCAAAAAUAGACUAGAAAUCGCUUCGCACGGUGCAGUCCAAAAAAUAGGCUGAAAAUUGCUUCGCACAGUGCAGUCCAAAAAAUUGGUUACAAAUCGCUUUGCACAGUGCGCUUUUUAAUUGUUGCAUUUUUUGUCAACAAAAAAUAUUUAAUAAUUUUAGUGAUGCAUAGCGAGUGUUUUGACGUCGCUAAAAAUUUUCAUAAAUCAAUUUUAUGUCAAAAAUAGAAAAAAAAUAUGUGUUUUUUUUUUGGGUAUUUUUCCUACUAUAAAUUCCAAAUGCAAUUCUCCGUAUUUUAGGGGUAUUUGCGAUGAUUUUGAAUUACUACCGGACGGGUAAACUCCACUAUCCCGUGGACGUUUGUGGGCCUUUAUUCGAGGACGAGCUCGAGUUUUGGGGCCUCGAUUCGAAUCAAGUGGAGCCCUGUUGUUGGAUGACCUACACGCAGCAUCGGGAUACGCAAGAGACGUUAGCCGUAAUCGAGAGCUUGGACAAUGAUAUUGACCCUCAAACGGCCGAGGAAGUCGCGAAAAAAUUCGGCUGGGAAGAUGAUUAUUUCAAUGGAAGCCUGUCCUGGUGGCAGCGGAUCAAACCUCAAGUGUGGCAAAUGUUCGACGAACCAUGGUCGUCGAGAUAUGCUAGGGUAAGAGGGGAUUUUGGGUGGAUUUUUGCAAUUUUGGGCAGAAAAUUGGUAAAACCGGAGUUAAAAGAGGCAAUUUUUUUUCAAAUUUUCAAUCAUUCUAAAAAAAUAUCCGCCUACCUUGCGACCACGUAUUUUACCCAAAAAAGACAAAAAUUUUAAUUUUUUUGUCAAAAAAUCCCCAAAAAAUUAAAUUUUCCAACGAAAAACUGCGCAAAUUUUUUUCCUACCUUUCUAAUCCACAUUUUUCUUUUUAAAAUCCCUCACAUUGCUGAAAUAUUUCCGAAUUUUACUUCCGCACCCUUUCCUUUCACUUUUCUCUCCAAAGCCGAGCGAGAAAAGGACCUUCCUCGCGAAUGUUUUAUUAGUCGAGUCGGUAAUGCGCGCGCUUUCCACGCGAAAGAACGCGGGUUCGACUCCGGCCGGCCGGAUGAUUCCACUUCGGUGGGUAUAUUUGCUACUCUUGAUUGCUUCCUUGAUGACAAAAACCUAACUGACGGUCCUUUUGAUAUUUUGCGCAGUUUUCUAAUAUUUUUUAGUGUUAUAGACCUGAUUUACUUUUAAGAAACUUUACUUUUCCGUAAUUUUUCAGCUCAAUCUAUAGCAAAAAAACAAGUUUCGUAUAAGAUAUAUAUACAUACGUACAAGUAAAAUAUUUUUUCAGGUAGUUUCAAUAACCUCAAUUUUCUUCAUCAUUCUCUCCAUUGUUUGUUUUUGCCUCAAGACCGAGCCUCGGAUGCGGGUACCCGAUCUCAACAUUCGACCGAUGGAUUUGUCGAAUAAAUCCGGAAAUAUUCCGUAUCAUGAUACAGGACAGCACGAUAUUUCGGCCAGACAUACGGGUCAUUAUUCUCGAGGCUCCAGUUUUUCCGUGGAGAAAAUUAAAACUCGGUAAGUUGAAGUUUAUUUUCGGUUCCAUAAAUCAAAGUUGGGUCUCACCACGAAAACACUGACCUCAGGAAUCUUGAAAAAAAAUUAAAAUUCUGUCACGUACAGUCACUACGGUUAAUCACCAACUAAUUUUUUCAAGUUUCGGGUAAUAAAUUUUGGUCCCACCACGAAAACCCUGAUAAUAAUGAAAUCCCUCUAAAUCCUCCUAAAUUUCAGCGCACAUCCUCACUUCUUCUACCUAGAGCUAAUCGCCAAUAUUUGGUUUACCUGGGAGAUCCUGAUGCGUCUGAUUUUCUCGCCAAAUGCCGUUCAUUUCAUCAAAAGUCCCAUAAAUAUCAUCGAUUUCAUCGCGACCGCCUCGUUCUACGCGGAUUGGUUUUUGGAGUGGUACCUGGAUGGAAAUCAUCGGGAUACGAUCGAAUUCUUCAACAUUGUUCGGAUAUUCCGGCUGUUCAAGUUGACUCAACAUUCGAGUGGGCUGAAUAUCUUGAUUGAGACGUUCAAGGCGUCAGCUAGGGUAAGAUAAAUUAGUUUUUGAAAAAAUAAAAAUUUUUUUGAGAAAUUGGAUUUUUAAGGGUAAAAUACGAAGUAUGCAAGGCGGUUUUGCCGUAGGAAAUAUUUUCAUUUCUUUGAUUUUUGAAGAUUCAUAUAUUGGUGAGCUGCGCCCAGGCUUUAGUCAAAAGGCUUAUAAUUGAAAUGAGAUAUUAAAGAAAAGUAAAAUACGUCCCCUCCUAUUUUCCAUUCGAACUUUUACAGAAUUUGUAAAAUUUUCAAUUGGCGAGCUGCGCCCUAGCUUCAUCGAAAAUAUUGAGAAUUUUGUGCAUUUUCUAUUAAUUUAGGGGUAAGAUACGCCAUUUGUGAGAUAUACCGAAAUUUUAACACACAUUGAAAAAUUUUAAUCCGUCAUGCUGACGUAUUUUCUAGAUUUUUUUGAAAAAUUUGCAAUAGAAAAUUUUAGAAAAUGAAUUUCAGGAACUGCUAUUGUUGAUGUUUUUCGUGUUGUUGGGGACGGUCAUGUUCGCAUCGCUGAUGUAUUACGCUGAGAGAGUUGGGAAUAACCCGGACAAUCAGUUCGAAUCCAUUCCACUAGGGCUUUGGCACUCGUUGAUUUGCAUCACAACGGUGGGAUUUGGGGACAUGGUAAGUUAUAAAUACAAUUUAAAAAGGUAUUUUACAUUUUUUUCCAAAAAAUCCGUCAUGAUGACAUUAUUAAUUCUGGUUUUUGAGAAAAAAUUUAUUUUUUUUUUUUGAUUUUCAAAUUUUGCAUUUCUUUGGACGUAUUUUACCUCAAAUUUCAUAACCUCGUAUUCUAGGUGCCCCACACUUACUAUGGAAUGGUAGUUGGCUCCUUCUGUGCCUUAAUGGGUGUCCUUACAAUCGCCCUUCCCGUUCCCGUGAUUGUCUCAAAUUUUGCCAUGUUCUACUCGCAUGCUAAGGCCAGGUAAGACAAUAUCUUUAGUUCAUAAAACUAAUUCUUUUAUUUUUUAUUUCACAAGGAAAGUACUUCUAUGGGGUGUGGAAUUACCGGUCGAGAUAUAUAUCAAAAAAUUCGCAAAAAAUUUCUGAUUCAGAAUAUAUAUAAAUUAGCUGCCUAAUUUUGGUCUGAUGACAUGUUUUUGUCCUCAGAAGUUUUCUCGCGACACAAUGCAAGUGUCUUUUUGACCGUGUUUUUACCAAUAAAAAAAUUUUGUUUUGUGCUAAAAUAAAUUUUGAGGCCUUGACAAGCCUUAAAAUAUCAAAUUGGAUUACAACUACACCUUAAAGGUAAUUCCAAUGUAAAAAAUAUGUUCUAGUGUGGCAAAAGGAAUCGAACCCGUCCCCUUCGGAUUCCCAAUCUAGCGCUCUAACCACUCGGCCACUCCGCUCUCUUCCGAGGGAAGAGACCGAGCGCGCUUUUGUUGCCGCAGAUUUUUUUCCUCGAGAAGUACAUUUAUUGAUAAAACUCGUUGAUAGACCAAAAUUAGGCAGCUAAUUUUUAUAUAUUCUGAAUCAGAAAAUUUUUGCGAAUUUUUUGAUAUAUAUCUUGACCGGUAUUUCCACACCCCAUAGAAGUACUUUCCUUGUCAAAUCUUUUGAUCUGCCUUCUAUUUUCCCGCCAAAAAAUCAAAUGGUUCGUUUCAAAAGAAAAAAUAAAGCGAGUCGAAAGCCGUGCCUCAUUGGCUCAGGGGCAGAGCGUCUGUCUAGUAAACAGAAGGUCGCUGGUUCGAUUCCAGCAUGAGGCAGUCUUCUUUUUUGAAGUUUCUAGGUUGUUUUUAGUAACGUUAUGAUGCCAAUUAAAAUUACUGUUAUAUUUUUAAGUCUUUUUGCGGUAGAUUGUAUUUUUUUAACAAAAAAUAGUCAAAAAAUCCCGGCUUUUUCGAAUUUUCGAAAAAUUUUUGUUAAAAAAAUUAAAAUUACGGACUUUCCGAAGAAUUUUUAAUCCUAUCUCUUUCAUUUUCAGAUCAAAACUUCCAAAAAGAAGACGCAGGGUUCUGCAGCCCCACGAAAUCAAACCGAUUGUCGGCCGAACAACAACCGCCACUCUCCUCUCAACCAUCGCGAAUCGAAAUCAAUCCGCCGCGCAGACUCCGACCAACCCACUAGCACCUUUUGCUGCAGCGCAAAAUCUUUUCGUCCAAAAUCCACCAAAGCGAAGGAGCAGCAAAUCAAGUCUGCUGAGCGCGGACGGUCCGAAUACGGAGAAGAGGAACUCAACGAGCUCGAAUUGCAAUCACAAACACUCAAGGGACAAUGGGAGAGCCAACGAGGGCGCCAAUAAGCUUCUGUGA
Molecule: messenger RNA, 10596 nt
Organism: Bursaphelenchus xylophilus (pine wood nematode)
Lineage: Eukaryota; Metazoa; Nematoda; Chromadorea; Rhabditida; Aphelenchoididae
Source: the annotation of a GenBank genome assembly